This is a messenger RNA of Crotalus tigris (Tiger rattlesnake), 9469 nucleotides long. RefSeq lists its product as uncharacterized. The record is from RefSeq and is a predicted model, not a curated record. The transcript has 4 exons. NCBI's taxonomy places the organism in Eukaryota, Metazoa, Chordata, Lepidosauria, Squamata, Viperidae. Gene Ontology annotation, molecular function: zinc ion binding; nucleic acid binding. Bases 3902 to 9448 code for a protein of 1848 amino acids. Gene Ontology annotation, biological process: DNA integration.
UUUUUUUAACCAAGUUUUUAUUGUUGUAUUAUAUAAAUUUCCUAGAGUCGUAACAAUCAAGGGUAGCUUAUAAACCCAAUCAAUCAAUCAAUAAACCAAUAAAUGUUUCACUGAAGUCAGCAGGGAAUAUUUUGCUAAAAGUCACAAUGAUGGCCAGAGGAAUCUAUUUUAAAGUCUUACAGGAAUGGGACGAAAUUCUUAUUCCUAAGCAAAUGCUGAUUAGAACAUUCCCUUUUUAAGCUCUGGGUAAAGAGAAACUGGAGGAACCUCCCUAAAAGUUUGUGGGCUUAACGGAGAACUUCUUUGGGUUAGGUUCGAUCAGAAAAAUGGAGAACUUCCAAGUUUGUGCCAAGAGAAAUUAGGGAAUGACUUCAUUCUGAGUAUCAGUUCAUCACAAAUCAGAACAGGUAGAGCUUCACUUAUACUAGAAAUUCAAAGUAACAGUCCUUCUCCCAUAAGAACCUCAAAGGAAAACAGAAUACGUCUCCUUGUCUCUAGUAUCCCGAAAUGAAAUAGAGUUGUUAGCCAAAUGCAAGCCUCAAAUAUGUAUUGUAAUAAUUACUAUUAUUUACUACUAGCAUUAAAAAGUUCUGAGACUAAAAUAAAUAAAAUAAAAUAGACAAAAUCCCACUGGGGAAUUAUCACUUUAUGUUACAAUUACAUUGGGGAAAAAUGUUAUGAGGAAUCCUCAACUCAUACUGCUAAAGAUUUGUACCAGUGAAUUGCCCUAAUCUCCAAUCUGAAUUCAACGGAAUCUAUCAGCAUGGACAGGUUAUACAGCCUGACUUCCACUGAGACAUAAGGUUUCAGAAAGUAUAAUUUACACAGCCUAUGAGCUUUACACAGCAAGAUCAAAUCAGUCAGUCCUAAAGGAAAUCAAUCCUGACUGAAGUUAAAGCUCAAACACUUUGGCCACCAAAUGAGAAGAAAGGACUCAUUGAAAAAGACCCUCAUGUUGGGAAAGAUUGAAGGCAAAAGGAGAAGAGGAUGACAGAAGAUACGAUGGUUAUUCGACAGUGUCAUAGACACAGUGGACAUGGGUUUGGGCAGACUCCAGGAGACAAUAGAAGACAGGGGGCCUGGCGUGCUGCGGUCCAUGGGUUCGCAAAGAAUCAGGCACGACUUAGCUACUGAACAACAUGAGGUUUACACAGACACAGGCAAAUAAGCAAUGAUUUUAAUACAUGUUAAUGUAAAAAAGUUGGAAAACCUGGAUAAAGAAGGCUCCUACUAGAUUCUAACCUAAGCCUAUCUAUUCAAGCAGUCUGAUUAUUAACGAGAUACCUUUGGAAACUCCCAAAACAGAACAAUAAAGCAAAGCUAAAUUUCUCUUCCUACUUCCCAGAGAUACAAUCCUACUGAUUCUGUCCAUUUUGAAUUAUGAGUCAUCUUUCUGAUCCUAAAUUAUGUUGUGGAAAUAACAUAUGGAAUAACUACCAAAUGAUCUGUAUGUGGAAGGGCUUGUGCUUCUUUUAAAAUGCUACGAAAACAAAUUAAAAAUGUUCAUAUUCUGCAGCAGGUUCUGUCUUGUAAAUCUCAAAAUUCUAGCUGAGAAUAGAAAUAAUUCCAGAAAUCUGAAUUCUAACAACUUUUGCUACAUAGAUAUUCUUCCUACAUAACAGCAGCCUUGGUUUCAUCAAGCACCUAGAGGGAAUCUGGAUGGGAGCUUAUUUAUAUAGGCUAAGCUCAGAGUCCUGCAUUCAGAAACCCUACUGUCAGAACAGCAGUCCUCCAUUUCUUCAUACACCAUGCAAAUUCAGGGCUAAAGUUGCUUAAACCACAAAAGAACAUAUAAUGCACCAUGUGAAAUGAGACUUUUAUUUAUCCAAUACAAUACAGUAGUCCUAUUGGUCCACUAACAGGGCCACUUCAGGAGAUUCAGCUGAAAACAAAAGACAAGAUGGUGCCUGCCUCUACUCUAUGGACAGAAGCCAUCAGUAAUGGCAGCAACUCUUAUUUUCUUGAUAUAUCAACACAAGACGCUCCUUGGAGACUUUCUGUCUAUCUUGCCACAUCCUGAUCCAAGAAAAUGAAAGGGCCUGCUGAAGGACUGCUUCUACAUCACCUCCCAACAUUUGUUGCCUGAAGUAGUUCCUUUAUUUUGCCCAAUAGUUUAUACAUUGUUUUAGAGGAUGGAUCCAAAUCUUAACCAUUGGCAGGAUCCACAACAAGAAGAAGAAAUCAUUAAGCGAGGAAACUUUUUGCCUCUCCACAGGUCUUCAAGUUGGUUGCUCAGGAAGAGGAUGAGGAAGAGUAAUGGAGGAAAAAUGUUACUGGAUGUACAUGACUGAAAUAAUGUAAACGUCUCGGGGUAUAUUUCCUAGAAGACAGUAGAAGUAUAAGACAGGCACUUUUAAAAGGAAAGGUGUAGGGGUGGGGUGUCCCCCUAUCUGCCUUUGGACCAGAGGUCUCUGAGAAAACAUGGUUAUCAGCGCUUAGCAACCAACCCAGGAAGGAUGAGAGAAGGGGUAGCUCCACCUACACCCCCCCAAGCUUCGCCUCUCUCUCACGCCCCUCCUAUAAAGAAAACAAGAACGUCUUCAGAAAAGUGGGGAGGGGGGAGCGGAACCGAGUGGCUUCUACUUUUGAGCUCCUCAAACGAAUCCGAGCGGCGUUUGGUGGAGAAAAGAGCCACGGUUUUGGUUUUUUUUUUAUAAAACAGACAGAAAAUCCGGGACGCGCGUGGUGGGGACGUUCAACAGGAACGUGCUGGAGCCGAAGAUAGGCGCUCGGGUGACUUCCCCCUCUUCCUCGAGCAUCGUCCCCGGGGCAGCCUUCUCUGUUCCCAGCCAAAAAGAAAAGAGAGGGGAUCCAAUCACAUCAGUUGCCCUAGGCCAGGGGUGUCAAACUGCCGGCCUGGAUGCAUCACAUGGAAGCCGUACCCACCCCAUUGCUGGCAAUGGCAAAACAGUCCCGAUAUGUUGCGCGACAUCACGUGACGUCGUGAAUUUUACAUGUCUGCCCUAGGCUUUCUAGAAUAACUGUCUUGAUGGAUUUCCUAAGUCCCAAUAAGAACCACCACAGGAUGCUAGGAUCCCACUUACUUGCUAUAAACCUCUGCAAUGACUCCAGAAGGGGAAGCAAGGGGUCCUUCCAAGAAACCCAAUAAAAUGAGAAUCAGGAAAGGAUGUGCUAAACCCCCUGAGCACUGCAAAUCAUUUCAUUGAAGCUUAAGGGAAGGUAUCUUCUGACUGUCAAGCCCCUAAAGGCUUGCCAUACGAACGGGGACGGGGGAGCACGGAUAACGACCUACCAACCCGGGAAACAGCUGAGCAUUGCCCCGCCACGCCCCAUGACUGCACCAGCCGAACGUCAACUGAGCAGACAUCUCCGCGGGCUGCGCCACAGACGCCAGCGAAGCCUAAGGGAGGCCAGUCACCGACGGGGUCGGAGGACCAUGAAUGCCAGCUGCGCUUUACGGAAGGGAGGGCGAUGGACGGGCCAUCUGGGGCCGAAAGGACUGCACUCCGGCGGCCGGACCCAGCAAAGGGGGGUGGGGGGUUAUCCUUUCGCAACCGGGACAGUAGGCAGGGUAAGUUUGGCGGCGGGCAACUGACGCGCAGUUCGGGCGCACGGACAACGGGGGGUGGGGGCGGAGUUCCGUCGGGGAAAGGGAAAGCACAGGGAAAGGGUGGAGCAUUUAUUCAUUUGAAGCGGAUGGUGGUUUGGAACCGGGGGCGGACCCAAAGGGUGGAGCACGCCAAUAUAUGGCGGUGGGAGGUAACUAACACCAGUGCUGACUUUGUCUCACCUGCAUAAUAAAGUGCUUGUUGGGUGUCAGUGUGUGCCGGUCUUCUUUGCCUUCGCGCUACGGACGACAUCGGAUAUUCUGACAAAAAGUCAGCACUCCACACUCUUCUAACGUUUCCCCAGCCUCCUGCUCCCACGUGCAGGCUCAGGUAUGGCAGAGGGAACGCAGGGCCCCGCCCUGGCCGAGGGAGAGGUGGCGACCGACGGGGCUGCGGACGCGGUCCCGGCGGCGGAGGCGGCGCCAGCCCAGCCAGCGGUGCGGCCCAAACUGCUACUGUCUGCGGUCCCAGGACUCGACGUGGGGGAGGUAGGGGCCGCUAAGCCACAGGAGGAGUGGUGGCAAAGCCCGGCAGUAACGGGAUUGCAAACCGAACAGUUAAUAACGCCGAAGCCGAAGCCCAGUCUUUCGGGGUGGAGGGAGAGACGCGCCACCAUGGAGGAUGAUGAAGACUGGAGCUACUCUACGGCCCCGGGCCAAGAGACCAUGGAUAUAUUGCGCCAUCGGUUUGGCGAAGCAAGCUACAGGGGCGCCGCCGAUGUGUGGCGAUCGGAAGGGGAUGCUGCGGGCCGCACCCCCUCAUCUAGGUUCCGCCUGAGUAGUCCGCGGCUGCGGCUGCCUACUCCCACGGGUGGGUUGGGAACUCUGGGUCUCCCUUCAAGCAGGCUACCGGGCCAGGCGCACUCAGCUCAGCCGGACGGGCCCCGGGACGGGGCAAAAGGUUCAGCGAGGCCAGGGGGUGUGGAGCAGCAGGGCUUCACGGCCGGGUAUCCGAACCUCGGGCCAGGCCAACCCCAGGGGCCGUGGGGUCCAGGCUAUCCAUGGGGGGUUCCUCCUAUCCCGGUCACCUUUGAUGGGAACCCCGACCACCUGGCAAUGUUCUUAGGCCAGGCCAUAAGUCACCUGGACCAGUUUGCACAGCUGUAUGUAUCCCAGUGGGCUAUGGUCGGCGCCAUUACCGCCGCCUUACGCGGGGAGGCGGCUGCAUGGGCAGCCGACCUGUACAGCGACCAUGCCCGAGAGUUGGGGAAUGCGGGGCUGUUCUUGGACGCGCUGCAUGGGAGGUUUGAGGAUCCCACCCGGGCGCAGAGGGCCGAGGCAGACCUGCUGGCGCUUCACCAGGGGAACCGCCCGGUCGUCGAAUACGUACGAGAGUUCCGGAAGUUAGCCGGCCGAUUGCAGUCUUCAUGGCCGGAGCGGAUGUUGGUACACCAAUUCAGAGCAGGCCUAGACUAUGACCUACGGCAAGCCUGCGUGUACCGGGGUGUGGCCAACAGAUUGAGAGACUGGUUUAGGGUGGUGGUCGAACUCGAGGCAGGCCUUAAGGCUGUAUAUCGAGGGAUUGGGGACGUCCCGCGGCCGCGGCGUCUCGGAGAGAAGCCUCGUGAGGGAAGCCAGGACCAACAGCGGAUAACGCCAAAACCACCCGGAGCGUCAAAAGAAGGCGGCUUCCGAUGUUUCCGCUGCGACCAACCGGGCCAUCGAGCAGCCGACUGCCCAGCACCCAGCCCCCGUAAGGGCGCAACAAUUGGUAGAGCCACGCCCGUAAAGAAGACGACGGAAAGUUCGAGGGCGACUAUUCAACAGCCAACCCCAGGGGCGAACAAGGGGUCUCCGGUCAUGGCGGAGUCUACGGUUAUGGCACGGUACCAGCUGGGAGACGAGGAGGACAACCCUGACGACGUAUUGGCCGAUCCAAUGGUGAGUGACCCUAUUAAUCCAUUUAUCCUCCCUAUAGUUCUCACGAGUCCGGUAACAGGGGUGCAGAAGGCGUGUCAAGCCUUGAUCGAUACGGGGUGCACGCGGUGUCUGAUGAGUAGGAAGGUAGCGGUGGAUAGUGGGUUCCGGAUACAUCCAUUACCGCAACCAAUACGGUUCGAACAAGUGGAUGGGUCCCUGUUGGGAGGAGUCCCAGCAACCCACGUGACGGAACGGGUACGCAUGGACCUAGGAGAUCAUUGGGAGGUCUUGCGAUUCAUUGUGGUGCCCACUUUGACGGAGACUGUCAUAUUAGGGUUGUCCUGGCUGGACAAAUGGACCCCAACCAUUUGGUGGGAGGGAGGGUACCGUAAGGUGCGUCUGGGGAGGGGCCCAAUGCCAGAGACUGGCAGUAAUGGAGGCCAGUUUCCUGAGGCUCCGGAGGUGACGGCGCAACUCCAGGAGGGGGAGGGGGAAGUAACAUACCCUGAGGAAUACAGGGAUUUAGCAAUGGUCUUCAGCGAGGAGGAGUGUAAUCACCUGCCCCCUCACCGGUCAACGGAUUGCGCCAUAGAGUUAUUGCCGGGAGUUAAACUCCCGAAACCAAGGAUGUACGCUAUGACAUCACCAGAGGUGCAGGAACUCCGUAGAUAUAUUGACCAGAAUUUGGCGCGGGGGUUCAUCCAGCCUGCUAGGUCACGAAUAGCGGCCCCCGUACUGUUCAAGGAAAAAAAGGAUGGGUCGUUGCGCUUAUGUGUUGAUUUCCGAGGGUUAAAUGCAGUAUGUGUUGAGCAUGUAUACCCCCUCCCCCUAAUGAAGGAUUUGUUAGCGCACCUGGGAACGGGACGUAUAUUUACCAAAUUGGACUUACGGGAGGCUUACUAUAGAGUACGAAUCAAGGCUGGCGACGAGUGGAAAACGGCAUUUAACUGUCCGUUGGGUAGCUUCCAGUUUCGCGUCAUGCCGUUCGGGUUACGGGGGGCCCCGGCGGUGUUCAUGCAGUUGAUCAAUCAGGUAUUGCAUGAACACCUAUACCGCGGGGUACUCGUGUACCUAGAUGAUAUUCUAAUAUACACCGCAACAAGGGAGGAGCAUGUCAGUCUGGUGAGGCAGGUGCUACGGAAGUUAUUGGAGGCACAACUUUAUGUAAAGUUGUCUAAGUGCGAGUUCCACCGGGAGCGAUUAGAUUACCUGGGCUACCGUAUAUCGGGGAGCGGGGUAGAAAUGGACCCGAGCAAGGUGCAAGCAGUACAGGAAUGGCAAGCGCCCCAGACGAGACGCCAACUGCAAAGUUUUCUCGGAUUCGCGAAUUUUUAUCGCCAGUUCAUUCCGUUAUUUGCCACCGUGGUGCAUCCCCUCACGGAACUGCUACGGACAAGACACCUGGCGAUGAGACCUCGCCCGAGCCAACGAAUAGAGUGGACUAUGAGUUGCCAAAAGGCAUUUGAGACGCUGAAAACGUUAUUUGCCAAAGAGCCCGUAUUGCGCCACCCAGACCAGAGUGCUCCAUUCGUAGUACAGGUGGACGCAAGUGAUGUGGCAGUGGGGGCGGUGCUGUUGCAGAAGAACAGUGGGGGAGCAUUGCAGCCAUGUGCCUAUACCUCGCGGAAGUUCACGACGGCCGAGCGUAGCUGGACCGUCUGGGAGAAGGAGGCCUUCGCGAUCCGCUGGGCUCUAGCAACAUGGAGGCAUUUGUUAGAAGGGGCCAAGCGGCCGUUUGAGGUGUGGACAGACCACAAGAAUUUAGAGGCGCUACAGACCCCGAGGCGCUUAGCCCCCAAACAUGUCCGGUGGGCCCAAUAUUUCAACCGGUUUCGGUUCACACUGAGGUAUGUGCCGGGAGGAAAAAACUUUCUGGCCGACGCAUUGUCGCGGAUGCCGCAGUACCAUAGCAAACGGGAGGAGGUCAUACAAGCACUAGUGCCGCCUCCGCGGCAUGAUACCGCUAAGACUGUAAGUCACAGGUCUCAGGUAAGUGACCUAGAGGCUAUUAGAGCUGCCCUGCCGACGGAUACAUGGGCGAAUAAGCAUUCAGGGUGCUUAACAACUCGGGACGGUGUGGCAUGGAAAGGCGGUAAGAUAUAUGUGCCCGAGAAGCUACGCUUAGCCGUACUCCAACAAUGCCAUGACGCAAAACAAGCGGGCCAUUUUGGGUUUAUAAAGACCCUACAUCUAUUACGACGACAAUUCUGGUGGCCCAAACUGAAGGUAGAUGUGGAACGGUAUGUCAGAGGAUGCCACGUAUGCGCCAGUGCCAAACCCCGAGUAGGGAAACCCAUAGGGUUGUUACAACCAGUGGCUGAUCCAUCCCGGCCGUGGGAAGAGAUCGCCAUGGAUUUUAUUGUAGACCUGCCUGGCAACCGGGGCUACAACGUGAUAUGGACCGUGAUAGAUCUCUUCUCCAAACAGGCGCAUUUUAUCCCAUGCAAGGGCCUGCCAUCAGCGCGGUGGUUGUCACGGUUGUUUAUUCAACACGUUUACCGACUCCAUGGCAUACCCAGAAGAAUUGUGUCGGAUAGAGGGGUGCAAUUCACCGCGAGAUUCUGGAGGGAGUUCGUUCGUACACUAGGGUCCUCGCAGGCGUUGAGUUCAGCGUAUCAUCCGAGCACCAACGGGGCGGCAGAAAGGGCAAAUGCCAUGGUGGAAAGAUACCUCCGGAGUUAUGUGUCAUUUCAGCAAACGGACUGGGUGGACCUCUUGCCGUUUGCUGAAGUGGCGUAUAAUAACACUGUCCACAACAGUACGGGAUAUACCCCGUUUAAAAUAGUGUAUGGGAUGGAGUUUAACCCCAUUCCCAACCUGUCACCAGAGGUAGCUAGCGGCCAGACCCCUCAAACAUGGUACGCCCAGAUCACAGGGUUGUGGGACCGGGUGAAGGAAGCACGGAGAAAGGCCGAGGCCGCUGCCAAACUCCAAGCCGACAAAAGACGAGCAGAGCACAAACCGUUCCAGGUGGGAGACUGGGUAUAUUUAGCCACCAAGUAUUUACGCUUGCAGGUGCCAUGCAAAAAACUGGGGCCGAAAUAUGUGGGUCCCUUCCAGAUCCUCAAAGUAGUCAACCCGGUGACGGUUCAAUUACGGCUACCCGCCUCUCUAGGCAAAGUUCAUCCCGUGUUCCAUAGUAGCCUGCUCAAACCUGCACAUAAAAGUCCCUACGCUGACAGAGCACCCGGGCCGGUCUCGGGGUCCCAUUAUGAAGUGCAGGAAGUCUUAGACUCACGUAGGCGCUAUGGUAAGACCCAAUACCUCCUUCGAUGGAAAGGAUACCCGUUGUCGGACGCAACCUGGGUGGGAGAGGAGGAUAUAAACGCACCUAACCUAAUCCGAACGUUUCACCGUAAGUGCCCGGGGAAGCCAGGGCGAGACAGAUGUAACAUGGUACAUUCAGCCCCUUCCCUUUCUUUUCCAGGGGGACACGUGGUAAAGGGGGCCGCAUGUCAAGCCCCUAAAGGCUUGCCAUACGAACGGGGACGGGGGAGCACGGAUAACGACCUACCAACCCGGGAAACAGCUGAGCAUUGCCCCGCCACGCCCCAUGACUGCACCAGCCGAACGUCAACUGAGCAGACAUCUCCGCGGGCUGCGCCACAGACGCCAGCGAAGCCUAAGGGAGGCCAGUCACCGACGGGGUCGGAGGACCAUGAAUGCCAGCUGCGCUUUACGGAAGGGAGGGCGAUGGACGGGCCAUCUGGGGCCGAAAGGACUGCACUCCGGCGGCCGGACCCAGCAAAGGGGGGUGGGGGGUUAUCCUUUCGCAACCGGGACAGUAGGCAGGGUAAGUUUGGCGGCGGGCAACUGACGCGCAGUUCGGGCGCACGGACAACGGGGGGUGGGGGCGGAGUUCCGUCGGGGAAAGGGAAAGCACAGGGAAAGGGUGGAGCAUUUAUUCAUUUGAAGCGGAUGGUGGUUUGGAACCGGGGGCGGACCCAAAGGGUGGAGCACGCCAAUAUAUGGCGGUGGGAGGUAACUAACACCAGUGCUGACUUUAUCUCACCUGCAUAAUAAAGUGCUUGUUGGGUGUCA